This is a messenger RNA of Frankliniella occidentalis (western flower thrips), 1463 nucleotides long. RefSeq lists its product as uncharacterized. Gene Ontology annotation, biological process: sensory perception of taste. The record is from RefSeq and is a predicted model, not a curated record. Gene Ontology annotation, cellular component: membrane. The transcript has 7 exons. NCBI's taxonomy places the organism in Eukaryota, Metazoa, Arthropoda, Insecta, Thysanoptera, Thripidae. The coding region runs from base 15 to 1373 and encodes 452 amino acids.
GUGAAGGAUGAGCGAUGGCGCACUCCUGGCGCCCGAGGCCAUGGGAGACGGUCGCCUUCUCCCGGCGCGUCAUGAUGGCGCACUGGCACGUCGUCCUGGUGGCGCUGCAGCUGGUCGGGAUCCUCAGCUGCAGCGGCUGGCCGCCGCGCUGGUCGCGCCACUGGGCGUGCUACGGCUACGUGUCUCUGGUGGUGUUGGCUGUCGCCAGGGUCGCGCUGUUUGCCUUUCUGUUCUUCACCGUGUUCAAGCCUCAGGUCGAGACAGCGCGAAAAAGUUCAUAUCCUAACGAAAUUUCGUACAUCUUCUGGCUCGGCGCCUUCAACCUGUGUAUAAAGGGCCUCACCGUUAUUCUGACCCAGGUGGUUAUGGUGCUCCAUUCUCGCGACGUGAGCCUGCUCGUCAGGGCCGUGUUCCUCUACUUGCACUCCUUCCCGGGUCCGAGGCACAAGCACGGGUGCAGGCGUGCCGCCAUCGCGUGGUUCGGGGCAAACUUCGCCUUCAACUCCAUUUACAGCAUCAUUUAUGCCAACUUGUUCGUACAUACAUGGGACGGCAUGUUCUUUAUUUUGAAUGACAUGAUGCCAGACGUGCUCAUCAGCGCGACGCAGGACUCGUUCCUGCACGUCGUGUCGGCCAACGUCGACUUCCUGGCGGCCAUCGCUGACGGCGUGCACGAGCACGUCGCCUCGCUGCCGCGCGUGGCCGCGGCCGGGUCUGUGAGAGCGGCGGGCGCGCCCGGCACAGCGUGCUCGGCGACCUGCCCCGCGCACUGCGGCCGGGUCCCCGUGCUCCUGGGCGAGCAGGGCGACGCGCGCGUCCUACUGCACGGCCUGCGCACGCUCCGGGUGCGCUACCAGUGCGUCCAGGACGUGGUGCACGCCACCAACUGGGUCUACGGCUGGUUCAACCUGCUCGCCGGGACGGCCACGCUCAUCGGCGGGGUGGUGUCCCUGUACUCGGGCGUCAUGCUCACCAUCACGUUCGCCGGGGUGCUGGGCGACUACGAGGAUCCGCUUCCCUUUAACGCGUUCGACGGAGCCUCCUGUCUGGUGUUGGGGACAUUGCUGACCACUAGACUUCUAGUCAUCUGCGCCGUUGGAGAACAGAUGAGUUCGGAGAAUUUCAGGAUUUCGAGCGCCUUGCAGACGGGGUUGGCUCGUCACCCAGGCAUAGACCUUCGGAUCGAGCGAGAGAUUCAAUCGUUUUUACGCCAGACACAGAUGCAGGAAAUUCGAUUUGGGGCGUUCAAUCUCUUGUAUUACGAUUUGGAUACUAUCAAGAGAACCAUUGCCGCCUGCAUGACAAACAUCGUCAUUUUAGUACAGUUUUCUGCAAUCUCAGCUCAAGGCAAACGCAGAGAGCAAUAUCUUUGAACUAUAAGAAGUCAUUAAAUUUUGAUUGACGUCCAUCAAUCAAUGAAAUAGUUUUGAUAAACUUCAAUAAAAUUGGACUACCCGCCCAUA